Molecule: messenger RNA, 1805 nt
Organism: Sander lucioperca (pikeperch)
Lineage: Eukaryota; Metazoa; Chordata; Actinopteri; Perciformes; Percidae
Product: zinc finger protein 135-like
Exons: 2
Coding region: 347-1471 (374 amino acids)
Biological process (GO): regulation of transcription by RNA polymerase II
Cellular component (GO): nucleus
Molecular function (GO): RNA polymerase II cis-regulatory region sequence-specific DNA binding; DNA-binding transcription factor activity, RNA polymerase II-specific
Source: RefSeq, a predicted model, not a curated record
UACAUUCAUCUCCGUUAGCCAAGAAUGCUAACUGAAGUUAGCGUAGCAUGCUAGCUAGAAAUAGACGGAGAUUGAUCUCAGCUACACAGAAUAGGUUGGAUAGAGACCAAACUGUAUGUUUCUUGGACCCACAAUGUCCAGAUAAACCUGUCUGAAUGGACUCUGUGCUGUUGCCUUUAUUUAAAAAAAACAUUUAAAUUAUCUUCUGGUGUCCUACGAAGCUUGUUAGCUAGUAGACGGACCCGAACGUAACUUAGCAACCCAGCGCACGUAUCAGAGCCUCUGAGGGAGCGAACAGGUUUUAACGGAGUCUGUCUGGAGGAAAUGUUUUUGUGAUUUAGUAAAAAUGUCUAAAGUCCAAAUAAUGAGAGCUUUUGUGAACCAGCGACUAACUGCGGCUGCUGAAGAGAUAUUUGGGCUGUUUGAAAGAACGAUAACAGAGUACGAGGAGGAACUUGAGUUCAGUUUAAAAGAGAAUCACCGACAACAGAAACUACUGGACGCUGUUUUAAACCCUGAAGUCCGGUUACACAGAGCAGACAUCCAGCAGCUGUCGGUGGUUAAAGCAGAGGUUCCCCCUGAGCAGCAGGAGUGGAGCUCCAGUCUGGACCAGGAGGACCCAGAGCCCCCCCCACACAUUAAAGAGGAACAGGAGGAACUCUGGACCAGUCAGGAGGGAGAGCAGCUUCAAGGGCUGGAGGAGGCUGAUAUCAAGUUCCCGUUAACUUCUGUCCCUGUGAAGAGUGAAGAAGAUGAUGAAGAGAAAGCUCAGUCCUCACAGCUUCAUGGAAGCCAAACUGAGGAGAACAGAGAGGCAGAGAGAACAGAAGCUGAUGGAGACGACUGUGGAGGACCAGAACCAGCCAGGAACUCAGAUCCAGAUAGUCCUUUACAACCAGCUACUCAUGACAAGACUGCAGACUACUCUGAAUCUGAAUCUGAUGACAGUGGUGACUGGGAGGAGACGAGGGAACCUCAGUCAGGUUUAAACCCUCUGAAAAACAAUGAAGUAGCUGUAAGUGAUGUGGAAUGUAAUACUGGAAACACAUCAGUUAGCUCCUCUGAAUGUGCUGGAAGCUUUGGCCACAAGAAACCUCUGCAGAAACACUCUGGAGUCCAAACAGGAGGGAAACCAUUUAGUUGUUCAGUUUGUGGUAAAAGCUUCUCGCUGAAGAAGACCUUAACGAAUCACAUGAGACUUCAUUCAGAAGAAAAACGUUUCACCUGCUCAGUUUGUAAAUCACAUUUCUCUUUCAAUAGCGAAUUGAUUAGACACAUGAGAAUCCACACAGGGGAAAAACCAUUUAGUUGUAUGUUUUGUAGUAAAAGUUUUGCACACAAGCAACAUCUGAAACGUCACUUGGUCGUCCACACAGGGGAGAAAUCGUUUACUUGUUUGUUUUGUAGUAAAAGAUUUGCAAGAUCUGAAACUCUGAAACAACACGUGCACGUCCACACAGGGGAGAAAUAAUUAUGUGUUAAAGGUGUAAUAUGUAAUACUGACAGCUAGCGUUUAAAAUGGUUACUGCAGUCCAAAUUCCGAAUACUGGAGAGAGCCGGCCCCUCCUCCCCAGACUCAAAGUUUACAGGGUUGCCAGGUUGAGAACGCUGAACCCAAAGUCCCACAAUGUCAAUCAGUACGUUUACAUGCACAUAAUAUUCUGGUUUUUGCCCUAAUUCCGAAAAAGACGAUAUUCCGACUAAGCUGUUCACGAGGCUAAUGGAAGUGAGUAUUCCACUAGUAAACCUGUUUACAUGUAGCCGUGCAAAACAUUUCAAAGUUUACCAGCGGCGGAGGACUUGUU